Messenger RNA from Cavia porcellus (domestic guinea pig), 3150 nucleotides. RefSeq names its product dual specificity phosphatase 7 (gene Dusp7). Lineage: Eukaryota; Metazoa; Chordata; Mammalia; Rodentia; Caviidae. The coding region runs from base 175 to 1434 and encodes 419 amino acids. The record is from RefSeq and is a predicted model, not a curated record. Gene Ontology annotation, molecular function: protein tyrosine/threonine phosphatase activity; MAP kinase tyrosine/serine/threonine phosphatase activity; MAP kinase tyrosine phosphatase activity. Gene Ontology annotation, biological process: negative regulation of MAPK cascade; protein dephosphorylation. Gene Ontology annotation, cellular component: cytosol; cytoplasm. The transcript has 3 exons.
CGCGGCGCGCGCGGAGGCCAGGCGGUGGGACUGAGGCCGGGAGGCCGGGGCGGCGGGCGCAGCUCGGCGGGAGGCGGGCGCCCGGAGACGCGGCUGGGGCCCGCGCGGCCGGGGCGCCGUCCCAGGGCAGGGCUGCCCGGCCCCGGCCCUGGGCCCGGGCCGCCCGCGCUGCCCAUGAAAAACCAGCUCCGCGGCCCCCCAGCGCGGGCUCACAUGUCGGCUUCGGGGGCUGCGGGGGCUGGGGACACCCGGGCGGGUUCGGAGCCCGGCGCGGGGUCUGGGUCUGGCGCCGGCACUGGGGCGGGCGCGGCGACCGGAGCGGGAGCCAUGCCCUGCAAGAGCGCCGAGUGGCUGCAGGAGGAGCUGGAGGCGCGUGGUGGCGCGUCCCUGCUGCUGCUAGACUGCCGGCCGCACGAGCUCUUCGAGUCGUCGCACAUUGAGACGGCCAUCAACCUGGCCAUUCCGGGCCUCAUGCUGCGCCGCCUGCGCAAGGGCAACCUGCCUAUCCGCUCCAUCAUCCCCAACCACGCCGACAAGGAGCGCUUCGCCACACGCUGCAAGGCAGCCACCGUGCUGCUCUACGACGAGGCCACAGCCGAGUGGCAGCCGGAGCCUGGCGCCCCCGCCUCUGUGCUUGGCCUGCUCCUGCAGAAGCUGCGCGACGACGGCUGCCAGGCCUACUACCUCCAAGGUGGUUUCAACAAGUUCCAGACUGAGUACUCGGAGCAUUGUGAGACCAACGUGGACAGCUCUUCCUCACCUAGUGACUCACCCCCCACCUCGGUGCUGGGCCUGGGGGGCCUACGCAUCAGCUCUGACUGCUCAGAUGGCGAGUCAGACCGAGAGCUGCCCAGCAGUGCCACCGAGUCAGAUGGCAGCCCUGUGCCGUCCAGCCAGCCAGCCUUCCCUGUCCAGAUUCUGCCCUACCUCUACCUCGGCUGUGCCAAGGACUCCACCAACUUGGAUGUGCUCGGCAAAUACGGCAUCAAAUACAUCCUCAAUGUUACCCCUAACCUGCCCAACGCCUUUGAGCAUGGUGGGGAGUUCACCUACAAGCAGAUCCCCAUCUCUGACCACUGGAGCCAGAAUCUCUCCCAGUUCUUUCCCGAGGCCAUCAGCUUCAUUGAUGAGGCCCGCUCCAAGAAGUGUGGUGUCCUGGUGCACUGCCUGGCAGGCAUCAGCCGCUCAGUGACAGUCACUGUGGCCUACCUGAUGCAGAAGAUGAACCUGUCGCUCAAUGACGCUUAUGACUUCGUCAAGAGGAAAAAGUCCAACAUCUCGCCAAACUUCAACUUCAUGGGGCAGCUGCUGGACUUUGAGCGGACGCUGGGGCUAAGCAGCCCAUGUGACAACCACGCGCCCACUGAACAGCUCUACUUCUCCACUCCCACCAACCGCAACCUGUUCCCACUCAACACACUCGAGUCCACGUGAGGCCAGGGCCUCAGGGUCUUGGGAGGCCCAGCCUGCUGCCGUUGGCCUGAGGAACCCACACAUGUCGCCUGCGCCUGGAGGCCAGGCCGGGCUGUACCCAGCUCCCUUGCUGUCUUGUGGGGCAGGACUCACCAGCAGGACCCCCUUGCUGCAGAGGCCUGGGAUCUCAGCUUCGUGGCUCAGUGGGCCUCAUCUUGUUUCCCAGGACACCCCGUUAUGCUGAUGGCCCAGCCCAUCUGGCUAUUUUUAAAGACAUAUCCAUGGACCUAAGUUUACUUUUUACUUUUGGCAGGUAAAUCCAAGCUCCCUGGAGUUCAGAGUAUAUUCAAACUCUUCUUGAUUUUUCUUUCUUUCUUUCUUUUUUUUAACGAAAAGUGUUAUUUUCAGGCUACAUGCAACAGUGGAUUGUAUAAACCAAUGUUUCAUGCCUUUCUUGAUCCCGAGGAGGAGAGAAAGAGAGAGAGCGAGAGAGGGACAUGUUCUCCUUUUGUUUUUCUUCCUAUUUCAAAAAGCAGUUAUUGGUGUGUUUUGCUUUUGUUCUCAAUUGAAAAGACAAACCCCGUGUUGAUCUUGACCAAAUGCAUUUUGCACACGUGUGAAGCCUCUGUUUCUCCACGAGGCCCUCUGGCAGGGGCUGCUGCUGUGCUCCAGGAGUCAGGGCCCUGUUGUGCCAUCCCCCGUGGUGGGCCAGUCCUGCAUGGCACCGCCUCCCCUGUACUGACUGUUGUAAGUGUGCUUAAUGGGCUGGGCCAGUCCCCUCAAUGGUCCUGCAGCCCUCCCUGAGACAGAAGAUGGGGGGCCUGCCUCUGCUCUGCUGGGGGGACUGCCAAGCAGUAGCAUUGACCUUCUGGGCCCAGCCUUCAGAGGCUGAACCCUGGGUCCUUUUCUAAAUUUACCAUGACUUCUAUGUUUGCUCCCUCUCUCUAGCUGGGAGUGAAAGCCAGUGUCUGAGAAAAGUGUAGGUGGUAGGGCCCAGCCCUGCAUCCCUGAUUCUUUUCCUUAUCCUGGCUGAUGCUUUGGUCCAGCCACAGCUUCCGGUCAGUGCCCUGUCCCGUGGAAACCUGCCCCACUCACGUCUUGCCCAUGCCUUCAAACACCAGGAAACUUCAUCCAUUCUAACCCUGGGGCAGGGGCAGAUGGGGCAGUGAUGGCCACGUGGAAGAGGUAUGAGGCUCUGUCCACCCCAGCAUCCAUAGAACAAAGCCACGGAUUCCGUUAGCCGCCUCCAGUUUCGUUACUUCUCCAGCCUCAGUUCUACCCAGGGGUCGGGCGCACAGGACCCAGGAAGGGGUUAGCCAUGGAGCUGUGUCCCUGACUGAGCCAGCACUCAGCGUGCGAGCAAGGCCACGGAAACUCUGCCCCCGCUGCAUCUUACCUCACAGGGUGGUUUUCAGGGAUUUUUGGGGGCAGCGGAUUAAAAUCUUGCCACAGUUGAGAGAUUGACACAAAGCUUCCAUGCUGUACGUGGUUCUCUUUCUCUCUAUUUUUUAAAAAAAAACCCAGAAAGAUAUGUCUGAUUUGUGUACAUGAUAUGCCAGAGGGUGGCCAGUUUUCUUUGAGUUUAUGAAGGAAAAUUUGUGACCCUACAUAUAUGUAUAUAUAUACAUACAUAUAUAUGUAUAUAUAUAUAUACAUACAUAUGUAUAUAUAUAUAUAUCCCGAACCAGCAACAGGACUUUGUUUAUAUUGCAAAUAAAUAUUAUUUUUUCUUUAAAA